AUGAUUCAUCUCUAUGUUGGCGUGGAGCCUCCCAAGGACCGUACGUUUGUGCGUUUGCAGCGGCGCCACAUCAACGUGCCGCUCUACAGCAUCCUGUCCACCAUCACCAUACUGGGCAUGCUCAUGGCGGGGGCCUUCCUGUUCUUCAACAUCAAGAACCGCAACCACAGACUAAUCAAGAUGUCCAGUCCCUACAUGAACAACCUGAUCAUCCUCGGAGGAAUGCUCUCCUACGCCUCCAUCUUCCUGUUUGGCCUGGAUGGAGGUUUCGUCUCUGACAAAGAGUUUGAGACCCUCUGCACUGUGCGCACAUGGAUCCUCAUCGUCGGAUACACGACAGCUUUUGGCGCCAUGUUUGCCAAGACGUGGAGGGUGCACGCCAUUUUCAAGAAUGUGAAGAUGAAGAAGAAGAUCAUAAAGGACCAGAAGUUGUUGAUCAUCGUUGGCGGGAUGCUGCUCAUCGACUUAUGCAUCCUCAUUUGCUGGCAGAUUGUGGACCCGCUUAAGAGGACUGUGGAGGAAUACAGCUUGGAGUGUAUGCAGUCAGGUCCUCGUGGAGUAUUCUCAGACUCUAAGCCCCCGGCCAGGGGAGAGUUGUGA
Molecule: messenger RNA, 600 nt
Organism: Notothenia coriiceps (black rockcod)
Lineage: Eukaryota; Metazoa; Chordata; Actinopteri; Perciformes; Nototheniidae
Product: gamma-aminobutyric acid type B receptor subunit 2-like
Exons: 6
Coding region: 1-600 (199 amino acids)
Biological process (GO): G protein-coupled receptor signaling pathway; gamma-aminobutyric acid signaling pathway
Cellular component (GO): G protein-coupled receptor heterodimeric complex; membrane
Molecular function (GO): G protein-coupled GABA receptor activity
Source: RefSeq, a predicted model, not a curated record